AUGCUCAUUCAUGUUAAAGGUCAUCCCCACUUACCAGCGGCUGCUCUUCUCCCCCCUCCGCCCGCCCUUGCAGCUCUCCCUCUCCCGUUCUUUCUCCCUCCCCUUUCCCAUUCGCCCGUGCAGCUCUCCCUGUCCGCUGACCCAUCCCUUGACCUCUCCUCACCGCAUGCGGAUUUGGAUUCUCUCCUGCCGGCCACUGGCGCAGUGCUGCUGCUGCACGAUAGGGAAGCCUAUUCAGGAAUCACCUCCUUUCUUACUGCCUUUCCCCUGGUCCCCUUGCAGCUCUCACUCUCCUCCGGUCCCUCCCUUGACCUCUCCUCGCCGCAUGCGGAUUUGGCCUCCCUCCUGCCGGCCACUGGUGCGGUGCUGCUGCUGCACGAUCGGGGGAGGCUGGGGGCAGAGGGGGAGACGGGGGAGAAGGGUUCAGAGGGGGCGGAGGGAGAGAAGGGGCCGACGGUGGAGGAAGGAAAGGAGGGUGGUACGGGGGAGAGCAGCAGGGAGGAUGAUGCAGAGCUUGCAAGGCGACUGCAGACGAGCAAGGGGUGGCUGGUGGGGAGGGAAUGGUCAGGCGGCGUUGGAGGGGCGACUGCUGUCGCUGUCGAGCAAUGUCAUGCAGGUGAGUGGGGUGCAGUGCGGUGUAAUACGGUGCCAGGUGGUGCAGCGUGUUGUGUGCAAGACGGGCAAGGCAAGGGGGGGUGGGUGGGUGACGUGUCGGCAUUGGAGGGGCGACUGCUGUCACAAUGGAGCAAUGUCAUGCAGUACGAGGACCCAUCACGCCAGGCCAAGGCACGCUCGCUCAUUCCCCUGCAGCAGCUCGAGGAGGCUGCUGCAGUCUCCCUUGCUAAGCAAGGCCAGUACCAGCCGUCAGAGGGACAGUUUCGUGACGCUCUGUUGAGGCAGAUGCUGUUCUGGUUCAAGUCCUGGUUCAGAUGGGUGGACUCCCCUCCAUGCCCCCGCUGCCGCACCCCCACCUGCGCCUUCCACGGCAGCGGCACUCCUUCCACUGACGACCUGCUGUGGGGGGGAGAGCGCGUGGAGCUGCACAGGUGCAAGCAGUGUGGCACGGUGGCUCGCUUUGUGCGGUACAACGACCCGGCCAAGCUCCUGGACACCAGGGAGGGCCGCUGUGGCGAGUGGGCCAACGCUUUCACCCUCUGCUGCCGGGCUUUGGGCUAUGAUGCCAGGCAGGCAGUGGAUUGGACGGACCAUGUGUGGACUGAGUGCUACUCGCAUGCCAAGCAGAGGUGGCUGCAUCUUGACCCGUGUGAAGCAGCCUUUGACACGCCACUGCUCUACGAGAAAGGGUGGGGCAAGAAGCUGACAUACGUGUUUGGAGUGGGGAGGGAUGGGGUUGCUGACGUCAUUCGAAGAUACACACUCCAAUGGAGCAAGCUCCAGCACAGGCGGACGGAAGCAUCAGAGGUGGCUGUAGCAGCGGCAGUGGCAGCAGUGACAGCAAGGGCUCGAGCCAGCCUUGGUGUGGACGAGAGGAGGCGGUUGGAGGAGAGGGAUGCGAGGGAGAAAGAGGAGCUGAGUGGAGGGAAGGGAGGAGGGGAGGAGGGAGGACGGGAGGGAGGGGAGAGGGAUGGUGUGGUGUUGGGAGGGAGGCAGACCGGUUCUGUGGAGUGGAGAGCAGCGAGGGGGGAACUGGGGUUGGAGAGUGGUGGGGGUGAUGGGGGGGACAGGGGGAAAGAGGGGAAGGAUGGGAGGUUGGAGAGGAGGAUGGUGGAUGAGCAUGUGGGUGCACUGCUGCUUGCUGUCUGGAAGGAGGGAGAGAAGGAGGGGAGUGAGGGGGCGGGGUGGAUAGUCGGGGUGAAGGAGUGUGAAUCUGAAGGAGGAGAGGGGGCGAUUGCACAAGAGAGCAAAGAAAAAGGGGAAGUAGCAGCAGAGGUGGGAGGUUGGAGGUACGAACAAGGGGCUGUGAUGGCUGCUAUGGCGAUGCAGGCAGCACAGGAGGUGCUGCCACGUGUCAAGCAGGCAUUGGAGAAGAUGCGGACUGGGAGUGGUGUGGAUGGGGAUGCGGCGUGGCUGCAGGGGUUGGUGCAGCAUGAGAGGGUGUGUGGCGGCUGGGUGUCAGCGGAUGGGGAGAACGCACCCAACGAGAUGGCCAUAUCAGCAUGCGAUGCAUCGCUGCACACCAAAUGGCUGCACCACGAGGGAGGGAAAGGUGCAUGGUUGCAAUACCGGCUCAGUGGCUCCGCUCCUGUUACAGUCACCAUGUAUUCAAUCACAUCGGCGAAUGAUUGCCCAGAGAGGGACCCCUGCUGCUGGUUACUGCAAGCCACCAAGGACGGCGGAAAGACUUGGAGCGUUCUGGACACACAGGCUGGUGUGCAUUUCAGCAGCAGGCAUCAGACUAAAGUUUUUACGAUCAGCCCAGCCAAGCAAACCCCAGCAACUAUAUUCAGGCUUGCCAUCUCAGCCGUCCGAGACCCGUCCUGCAGCUGCCUUCAGCUUGCCUGCUUUGACCUUUUCACUGCACGCCAGCAGCCUCUGCAGACGGAUAAUGCGAAAGCACCCACAAAAGGAAUUCUGGACGGCAAAAGUCAAGAGCAGCUGCAGCAGCGGCGGCAGCAGCGGCUCGAGAGCAAUUUGCUGUGGCAGUACGUGAAGAAUUUCAACGUCUGGUGGUGGAAAUGA
This is a messenger RNA of Closterium sp. Naga37s-1, 2640 nucleotides long. Lineage: Eukaryota; Viridiplantae; Streptophyta; Zygnematophyceae; Desmidiales; Closteriaceae. The record is from the annotation of a GenBank genome assembly.